ACUCGUCAUCGGCUUGGAAGAAUACCUUUGGUGAUCGGUAUGCCGGUCAUGUUUUUGCAGAACUACGACGUGGAUGGUGGAAUCGUUAAUGGUGCUGCCGGCACUCUUGAGAAGAUUCGGUAUUGGACAGACGAUGCUGGUUUGAGACACGCUGUGUCGUGUGUUAUUAGAGUUGAUGACAUGACAUCCACGGCCUUGCCC
This is a messenger RNA of Desarmillaria tabescens, 201 nucleotides long. RefSeq lists its product as uncharacterized. The transcript has a single exon. The annotation marks the transcript as partial. The record is from RefSeq and is a predicted model, not a curated record. NCBI's taxonomy places the organism in Eukaryota, Fungi, Basidiomycota, Agaricomycetes, Agaricales, Physalacriaceae.